CACUAAGCCACUAAGCAACAGCCUGCGAUUUGUCCCAUGGCAUCUGAAGAUGUUUGGAAGGAGCUGCAGCACGAACAAUCCAUGCGACAGGCGGCACCUUCGCCAAUUGCAGUCAGCUUUGAACUGGAGGCAGCGCUGCAACAAGCGGCAGAGUAUGGCCAAGAACUCUUGGCACAGGUCAAGGAGCAAGAGCAAGCACUUCAAGAGUAUCGGGAAAAGGUCCAGAGCCUGGAAGCUUCGAAAAGUCAGGUGCUGACCUCCCGCCGAACGUCGCAAAGUCGUCGUGCCAGUACAGUUGCGUUCGGACCAGACAGACUUGCCUUUCCCGGAACGCCAGAAAGUGAGGAUGAGGACAAGCGGCCACGCAAGGCUGCACCGCGCCGGGGGCGCGCAGGGAAGACGAUGGUAGUGGAGGAUUUGAUGCAGCACAACCAGUCGUUGGAAGAGGAGGUGCAGCGUUUACAGCAGCAACUCAACGAGGACUCGGAUGAAUCCGAUGAGGAAGAAGGAACGAUAAGACCAAAGAGGCGCUCGAGGAAAUCUUGCAAAUUCACACAUGGCGAGGAGGCAGAGGAAGACUCCGUAGAAACCGAAAAUGAGGUCCAGAUCCGCCAACUGAAGCAAGAGCUCGAAGCAACUCGGAGUGAGUACUCCAAAAGACUAAAGGCCUUAGAAGCUGAGCUGGACACGAAGAAGCAAGAGGCACAGGGACACAUAGAAGCUGAAGAGGAAGCCAAAGCCGAAAGUGCAGAGACCGAGGCAAAACUGAAGGAUCUUCAAAAGCGCUGGGAGGAACUCAUGGAAGAGAACGAGAAGAUGGAGAAGGAGCUGCACCUGGCUGGAGCAAAAGAGCAGGAGCUGGCCUUCCAGCUUGAGGAGGAGCAAGCUUUGAGAAACCAGGCACGCAGUUCCCGCAGAGCUUGGAUGCCCACAGCCUGUGAAGAGGCUCUACGAAAUGCGGCAGCUACCGCAUCUUUGGCUGAUGAGUUUGAUGGCAUUGAAGAGCACGACGAAGAGGAUGAGAGCGAAGAAUUCGGUGAAUCAGACCACACAGGCGCUGAUGGUGCAUUACCGUCGAUCGCACCCAAGGCAGAGGCAGCAGCAGCAAUGCAGCAGAAUGCCACACAGGAGCAAGUACAGGCAGUCUCAAGUGAAAAUGCCAAACUGCGACAGCAGAUCAGAGUACUUCAGGAAACCACCAAGGCUGACACUGCAAAUGAAAUCAAGCAACUUCAAAGACUGGAAGAGCUGGAAGUUGCCAAGGCUGCCGCCACAGAACAGAUAGAGCAGCUCGAAAGGGACCUUGAUGCUGCCAAGGCGGAAGCAGCCACAACAUUACAGCGUACUGCGCAGGAGCAAAUACACGCAGUCUCAAGUGAAAAUGCCAAGCUCCGACAGGAGAUCGUAGCACUUCAGGAAACUAGCCAGGCAAAUGAAAGCGAGCAACUUGAACAACUCCAAGAAAGACUCGAAGCACUGGAAGUUGCCAAGGCCGCCAAAGCACAGGUACAGCAGCUUGAAGCAAACCUGCAGGCUGUAAAGGCCGAAGCAGCUGCAGCAUUGCAGCAGCAAAACAGUGUGAAGGAGCAGAUGCAUGCAGUUUCAAGCGAAAAUGCUCAACUGCAAGGGGAGAUCACGGCACUUCAAGGAAGAGUCAACGCAGUCGAAGUUGACAAGGUUGCCGCAACGAAAGAAGUCCAGAAGCUUGAAGGAAGCCUGGCAGUUGCCAAGGCGGGGGCAGCUGCAGCAAUCCAGCAGAAAGAGCAGUUGCAGGCAGCCGCAGAACAGAUACAGAAGCUUGAAGGAAACCUGGAGGCUGCCAAGGCAGAAGCAGCAGCAGCGAAGCAGCAGCAGGGCAUCGCACAGGAGCAGGUGCAGGCAGUCUUGAUGGAGAAUGCCAAGCUGCGACAGGAGGUCAAAGCAUUUCAAGAAGUCAGACCUGGGCAAGCGGAUAGGUCGGAUGAAUCCGAGACUUUUUGGAGCAGAGUCGUGGGGGCAAUUGCAUGUGCUCGAACGCAGCCAAAGCCAAAUACAAGUGCUCGCACGAGCCAAUCAGGGCCUGUGCGACUCGUGAUGCCACCGGUGUCUGAUGCACAAGCUGCACUGGGCAUUGAGCACACGUCAGCAGAGACAGGUCAGUAGGUCGAGCUUAGGUCUUGAAAGUAUAGUUUGUCCAACAUGCGUUGCCCA
This is a messenger RNA of Durusdinium trenchii, 2190 nucleotides long. The record is from the annotation of a GenBank genome assembly. Lineage: Eukaryota; Dinophyceae; Suessiales; Symbiodiniaceae.